Cucurbita pepo subsp. pepo (vegetable marrow) is the source of this 1605-nucleotide messenger RNA. RefSeq lists its product as uncharacterized. NCBI's taxonomy places the organism in Eukaryota, Viridiplantae, Streptophyta, Magnoliopsida, Cucurbitales, Cucurbitaceae. The record is from RefSeq and is a predicted model, not a curated record.
AUGAGUUCCGAUUCCGGCGAGACUCUCACCUCCACCGUGGACAACGCCCGGAGCAUGACAAACAGACUCCAAAUCCAGGCGGCGCACCCUCUCCACCACCACCAAAACCACCCUCUCGCCUUCAUAAACUCCCUCGACACGCUCCACCGUCACUUCAUGAUCUCUUUACAAGAAUUCUCCGACCCUUCUAUUUCCACUCUCCUCUUCCGCUCCACCGGCUUCUUCCACUGCGCCGCUUGCGCCUCCGCCUCCACUGGCGGCCCAUCCUUCCACUGCCUCACCUGCCCUUUCUCCAUCACCGCCGCUUGCGCCGCCCUCCCCCUCGUCUCCGUCAACCACCACCCCCACCCCCUCCUCCUCCUCAAUAGAAACUCCGAUCACAAGCAUUUGAUUUGUGCUCUGUGUGAUGAAGGAAUCAGUUUCCCGAGUUUCAUCCGUUGUGUCCAUUGCGACGCGUUUUUUCAUGUCCAGUGCGCUCUCCCCCCCGCCAUUAAAGUUGACCACCACAUUCAUCCGAUGGUGCUUUCGAGCUGUGAGGCUGUCGGUAACAAUGGCGACGAUGAUGAUAGUUUGUGUAGCGUUUGUGGAGAUGAAAGAGAUGAACUUUCUUGGGUUUAUUGGUGUAAAAUCUGUAGAUUUGUCGCCCAUGUUGGUUGCGUCAUCUAUGAUCAUCAGAUCCCAAGUGAAACAGAGCCGCCAGAAGAAGCAUCAAUAACAUCUCAAUUUGGUACAUUGGCAUUGAAUGAUAAACACUUAGAAGCAGAUGAUCAUCACCAUGAAAGCAUCUUAAAGCCUGGAGUAACCCUUCAACAGAUCCUCGAUUCUUUCUCUGAAUCCGACGAUGUUGAGUAUCAAAGCCUCGUCAACGCAAUGUUGCAAGACGCCGGCGGUGACGACGACGACGACGAAACCAGCUCGGAAGACAAAUAUUCAAACUAUUUUUCAUAUCUUGAGAAACCCCUUUAUUAUCUCUUAGAAAGGCUCGAACUUGGAGAGGAUGGCGGCAACCCUUUUGAAGGUUUUGACAGGGACACUCCGACGGUGCGCGCCGGCAGCCGAUACUUGAUCUCCGAGAAACUGGUUGGAACAUUCACUGCAGUUUUUGGCAAACAUGGUGAUAUCUCAGAGAGGUCAAAUAUGAGCAUCAAAGUGAAGACGAUUGUGUGGAACUUGUUCUGCAAAGUGAUGGACGACAUGUCGAGAACGGAGUUCGAGAAGAUGACGGGAGAGGGUCUAGUUUCAUGGUUGAUAGGGAUCAGGGCGAUUGAGCUGGCUGGGUUUGAAGUGGGGUUCGCGUUCGAAGCGUGGAAGAAGAUAGCAAUGGGGUUCUUUGGAGGGAAAGGGAAAGAGGUGGGUGAAGGGAUGGUUGCAGAAAUGGAAGAGAAGAUUGAAGAACAGCGACUCAAACUUCAAAGCCUCUGUGAGGAACGAGACAAGCUUCUGAGCUUAACAGAACAAUGUCUCAUGGAAGCUCUGGCUAUGAAGGGGAAGCGUGUAGGAGAUGCUUUGAUCUAAAUUUUUUAUUUUUUUUUCCAAGUUUAAAUGUCAUUUUCAUCUCAAAUUUAUAAAUAGACAAUGAAUUAAAAAUUUAAGGUUGAAUUAUAA